This is a messenger RNA of Magnusiomyces paraingens, 9336 nucleotides long. RefSeq lists its product as uncharacterized. Gene Ontology annotation, biological process: regulation of ARF protein signal transduction. Gene Ontology annotation, molecular function: guanyl-nucleotide exchange factor activity. Bases 1 to 9336 code for a protein of 3111 amino acids. NCBI's taxonomy places the organism in Eukaryota, Fungi, Ascomycota, Dipodascomycetes, Dipodascales, Dipodascaceae. The record is from RefSeq and is a predicted model, not a curated record. The transcript is spliced from 2 exons.
AUGAGCGACCCUACUUUAUUUGCUUUGGUCGACUCAACAGUAGUCCCUGCAGUAGCAGGAUCCAACCAUACUUUCACCAACAACAAUGCUACUGCUCCAGCAAACCUUGUCGCAGCAUUAACCUUAGAGGACGACGACGCUCCAGCAGAUGCAGAAGAUGAUGACGACGAUGAUGAAAGCUUGAUGCUUCAUCGCUAUCAUAACCAUCACCAAUAUGUUCACCACCAAUCUCACAGUCAUUCACAAGAUCUUAGCGACACUGAAUCAUACGCGCGACCUUCUACCGAGUCUUUGCUCCUAUCAAUUUCGCCAUACUCGCAACUCUCGCUUCGUCGUCAACGCACAAACUCAUACUCCAACCAUUACCGCCGUAAGCUAGCUUCUCGAGCAGAAUCAUCUUCCUAUGAUACAGACACAGAUUUUGACACAGAUGAUGAGCGCAAACUUCAACAUGACUUGCUAUUACUAAAUAAUAAUUACAAUAAUGACGCUAGCUUUGAUACCAGAUCUUUACAUACAACCCCUCCUUCACCAUCAUCUUAUUCAUUUACAAUCGCUUCUUCUUCUCUAUCCGCUUCUCCAUUAAUGGGACCUUCAGCUUUGGGCCAACAACCGCAGCAUCAGUUACGCACCACUCAAAGUUACCAUCAUAUGCCUCGUACAGCUUCGGGCACUUCACUAAAUCUUUCUUCAGUCCCUCGUAUCCCCCUAACGUACCGUUCUUCAUCUUCUCUUAGCUCGGCAAUGAGUAGCAACUACAGCAGUGGAAGCUACAACAGCUACAGUAGUCAUAAUAGUCACAAUAGUUACAAUAGUUACAAUAGCUACAAUAAUUUUAACAACAAUUUUAAUAGCAACAACAACCUAAACAAUACUGCCAAUGGAACUUUUACCUAUACCAAUAUUUCGACCCGGCCUCGUGUACCUGUAACUUUCCGCUCUUCUUCUUCGCUCAGCAGUUAUACUACAAAUAUCAGUUAUAGCAGUUAUUCCAGUCAUGGUAGUUGCGCAAGCUGUGGAAGCAACGGCAGUUGUGCUAGUCAUGGAAGCUGUGCAAGUCAUGGAAGCUGUGUAAGCCAUGGUAGCUAUGAUAGUAACACAGCUCUUGCACCAUUUCCUUCUCAUCAACGAAUGCCUGUUUCGUUCCGGUCCUCUUCAUCUCUUCGCAGCAACUUUUCGGCAGGUAGUUACUCGGACCCAGAAUCACCGACCCUAGUCAAGGCUAUGCUUGCGCAAACAUCUGGCAAUCCAGUUUACAAUGAUGACGGUGAGUUUAUGAGCAAUGUCUCGCUCCGUUCCGCCUCCCCAACUCAAACUGCAGGCCUCACGCUCACACUGUCACCAAAUUUACUUGUGCCACUGGCUACUUCUGCUGCUUCUGCUGCUUCUGCUGCUUCUGCUGCUUCUGCUGCUUCUGCUGCUUCUGCUGCUUCUGCUGCUUCUGCUGCUUCUGCUGCUUCUGCUGCUUCUGCUACUUCUUCUUCUUCUUCGCAACCUCUAUCCGGAGCCUUCGAUGUCAACAAUAUGAAUUCUUCGUCCAGUGUUGUUGUUGCACCGCGCGAACAAAAAGAAGCCAUUUACACGUCUGGCAAUAACAAAAUCAAGCGUUACUCGUCCAACCCUGAUUUUCUUCUUUUUGGCAGCCCACCGCAGCAUCUGCAUGGUGUUGUUGGUGCUCCCCCCAACACUGCAGACUGUGGUAAUACAGGUGGUAACGGCAGCACUAUUAAAGAUUUUGCUGCAGGCGGCACUAUUGUUGGACCCAAAAGCGACACCAACAACACCAGCACAAGCAGUACAAGUAUGAGCAUGAGAAAUACUAACAGUGGCAUUACUACGGCUGAAGAAAAUUCGUCAGACUACAUUUAUAGUAGUAGCGAUACUGACGGGGAUUACGAAACUGAUGGCAGUGAUAAUAACUUCAGUAUGCGGUUUGAAAUGGCGACGCAGAAACAAUUAGAUCUAGCGGCCCAGAAUUUUCAUCACCACCAUAAUAACCAGCACAUCCAGCAUAAUCAGAAUGUACUAUUAAAUCCAUCAGAUGACGUGACCCUGGCAUCUACUGGAGAUAGCAAAGCUUGCUCCUCGCUACUACGGGAAGAUGGAGAAGAUGAUAAACAACUCCAAGACACAACUGCCGCAUCUAAAGUUCCAUUUGAUAUCGAGGCUAGUGGUACUUGCAACAGACAUGACAGUGAACUACAUCAUUUUCACGGGCCGAAUGUUUCAGGCCCUGAGUCUCAUCAUAAUUCUCGCCACAACCAUAAUCAUCUUCGCCGCAAUUUCCCUCACUCACAUCCUCUUCAUUUAAAAGAUCCUUCUUUUCUGGGCGAUGCUCCUGGCACUCCAUCUGCGGCUUCCAGCUUUCAGUAUUUUUACCCUUAUCCAGCUGUCGCACCAGCCUUGGGAGGCUUAGAAGUUCCUCAACCUAGUUCACCUGUUUCUAUCAAUUCCAUUUUAAACGAAUAUGCUUCUUCGUCUUUUUCAUUAAUGCUUGAUGAAGAUUCCCUUCAUUCUUUUAAUGAGCAACUCGUAUCCCCUCAGCAGCAGCAGCAGCAGCAGCAGCUUCAAUAUCACACUGAUACCGAUUACGACCAUGACGAACAAGAAUUGUUUUUUACUCCUUCACGAUCACGACCGGCUUCGGCAGCUAGUAAUUUGCCGUUAAUAGGACAAGGGUCCAGCUAUGUUGCCGAUGCUACUACUACUACUACUACUACUACUACUACUACAUCUAAUACCGAGCAAGGGCUAGGGCUGGGACUUGUUUCAGGGCUAGAGCCUAAAUUUACGAAUCUGGAACCACUACAACAGCAGCAGCCACAGCAGCAGCAGCCUAUGAGGGCGGGAGUACGUCUUAUUCCUAGUGAUGAUUCGUUUUUCAACAAUGGUAACAACUACAACAGCAGUGGCAGUGGAAGCAGCAGUUUUACUGGUAGCAUUCGUGGAAGCCUUAACCGAAGCUUAAGUGGAAGCCUAAGUGGAAGUUUUACUGGCAGUCUUAACGGAAGCCGCCGGAGUCGACGCAACAUGCGAAGUCCCUUCAGUGGUGGGGGGUUUAGUGGAAGCAGCAAUAACAGCAGCAGCAGUAACUUUACGGACCACGAAGCUGAUGGCGAAGCCGAAACAGAUGCCAGUUUUACCGACGACAGUUUUACUGAUGAUGGUCUUGUUAGUUUUAUGGGGUCUGGAUCUGGAUCCGGGUCUUCGCGAGCCUUUACAGUUUUUAGUGAUGGCUAUGAGGCGUUUGAAAAUUUUGAAGAUGAGCAACCACUCCAGCAAUUUGACCAUCAACCAGAACUACUUGAGCAGAAUUUGAAAGAGACAGAAGCAAGAGAAGAAGAAAAUGAAGAAGAGGAAGACUUUGAUGACGAUAUGAGCAGCGUUGUUAGACCUGAGUCUAAGAUGGAGUACUAUGAUGCUUGCCAAUCUGCAUCUGAGACAUCAGAUGAGGAAUUUGACACUUUGGUACAACAACGUCAGCAGCAGCAGCAGCAGCAAGAACAAGAACAAGAGCAGUUACAACUUCAAAUGCUUCAAGACUUUGAACUUCAGCUUCAACAACAAAAUUUACAACACCGAGACUCGACGAUUUCUGCCAGAACCCAUUACUACUCUGUUUCUGAUGUUCCAACUGAUAUGCUUCCUCAACAGCUUUCUCCUGUUCCUAGGAUUUCUCAUGCAGAAACUUCUUUUGACGAGGAGGACGCGACUGUGACAGUUCUUGGUUUGCAACAGCCCAUGUUGCAGCAGCAGCAGCAGCAGCAGCAACAGCAUUUUAGCGGCACUGUUAACGAGGCUCGUGGGUUAGGGGGUUCUUCUAGUUAUGGUUUAGCGACAGCUAGUACACCUGAAGUUAGUAAAGUUGUUAUGGAAACACCCGCAGAAACAGCCUCUUCACGCCAAAAAGACGCGUUUAAUCUUUCGACGCGUCUAAAAGAAAGUUUUGGUCACCUAGGCAGUGGGGCCCAUAAUAGUCUGCCAGUGACACUUAUUGAUCAACAACAACAACUACCUCAACUAGUAGUAGCAGUACAACAACAACAACAACAACAAAAACAACAACACCACCAACCAGUACAAAAACAAACCCCUGAAACGUCGUUGCACCAAGACCAAUUUUCUAAAAACUCUUUUUCUUCUACCACCAUCAAUCCCACGGGCCAUUUGGAAAACUUGAUCCAGCAGAAACAAGAGCUUCUUUAUCAAGUUCCAUCAUCAUCGUCUUCCUUUUCUUCAUUGUCAUCACUAGCCUCGCUUCAUUCUGCACAAUCCAGACCAGAAAGUAUCUCCAGCCCUAGAGUCUCUCAACAGGAAUCUCCCGUCAAAAACAAUAAACUUCAUUGCAAGAGCUCGGGUCUCCUCAAGUCUCAGCUAAAUAAACCCCUUCCACCGCUCCCGCCUGCUGUCUCAUCAAAUACCCCGGCACCAGCAGCAGCCCCCAACACGGUCGUCGGGAAUCUCUCUAGACGUUCCUCCGCUGCUUCACUUGUGCCAUCUGUCUCUGCCUUCUCUACUGCUUCUUCAUCGGAAUCACUGCCGUCGACUUCAUCGUCCUCAUCUUCGCUUAAUUCAUCACCUUUUUUAUCCUCAUCCCGCCUUUCUUCCUUAGCGUCUACUCCUCCUUCAUUGUCUCCAGCUCUGCGUAAUAGUGAUUCCCAGCUUUACAUCCGCACUCGUACUCGCACCCGCAACCGUACUCGCACCCACCGUCAUCGUACUCGAUCAACCCGGACGUUUACGCCGCCAUCAUCAUCUCAUCACGGCAUUGUUAUUCGUGCGUCAACUCCUUCUGCUCUUUCGCCACGUUUAAAAUCAUUCGACGGUUCUUACCAGCGUCUCUCUGCAGCACACAAAAAGCGUAAACGCAGAGUUUCUUCUAUUCUUGCGUCUCGCACUGCCGCACAACACUCACACCUGCACUCGUUUUCAGCACCGUCUCUUGGUUCUACAGUCUUUUUUUCUUCUCCUUCCUUUUCUUCUUUCUCAUUGCCUUCAACUGCGGCAACGUCAAAUAAUUCUGCUAGCACUAGUACUAGCACUAGCACUAGCACUAGCACCACCACCACCACUCGUGUACCAAGGAAGAAAAAUUCAGUCACUUUUAAUACUCAGCCGCAAGUUACUCUUGCGAAAAAUUUGACCUACAAUACAAACUCAACAUCCAUGUCUCCUCUACAAGGAAAUGCCGACGCUGGGUCUCUUCAUCACAGAAAACAUUCUGGUGCAAGUUCAGACAUUCACCGGCCCCAUUUUCUGCGCCGGCUUUUUGGUGGCGGGUCUAAUUCAUCGCUUUCACGGGGGUCUUCUGCAUCCAAACAUAAGACUAUCCCGCGAAUGGCUUCGUCUUCGGCCUCGUCCAUAGUUUCCUCUUCUUCUUUAGCGGCUUCAUCUGCAACCUUGAAUCAGACUAAGCGAGCUUUUUCGUCGUCGUCGACGUCAACUUCAUCAUCUAGCUUUAGCACAUCUCCAUCCACUAGUCCUAUUCUUAAUCAUCUUGCAUUAGAUAUUAGACCCGUAUCGCCGCUAUUUCCUUCUCGUCAUAAAGAUAUUUUGGGUCUAAGCAACUUUGAGUCUCUGGAAAGUUCAUCGCUAGAUUUAAACGACACCCCAUCUUCUUCUUCGCCUGCUCAAGAGUUUUCCACUCCUCCUUCUUCUUCUCCAUCUUCCACUUCUCACUUUUCUACAACUACUCCGAGACCAGUGUCUUCUCUUUUCAUUACACCUGCUUCGGGCACUUCUCUUUUGGCUGCUCAUCCAACGACAUCUGUCUCGCUUGUUUCUACAACAGCAACAUCUACAGAAUUCCUUCCAGCCAUUACUCACUCAGACUCACCGCUUUAUGAGCCUGCAGCUUCUAGCGACGCCCCAACACCAAGAGCAAGCCGAAGUCGCAGCAGUAGCCAACAGCUUUCUGCAAUUCUUUUUUCUGCUACCGCCACUGGUCCUUUAAGCGUGCGAUCCUCUCAGCACUCUCCUUCCCCCUCACUGGCCCAAGGGACCUUUACUUCUACUACUCCAGUUUUGCAACCACAGCAGUAUUCACUGGCCCCACCUUUUCAGUCUUCGUCAUUAUCGGCCCCUUUGACGAAUUCUCAAUCUGAUAUGGGGUCAAGUGGUGAGAAUAAAAAUAACAAUAAUAACAGUAGCAGUGACAGCUCCACCCAAGAUCUGCAGAUGCGUACUACUUCGCUUUCGGGUCAUAAUAAUAAUAUGGCAGAUGCAGUCAUCCAUAAAGGUGCAUUUUCGGGACUAAACUCUCCUAUUUUGGCAAAUCCCUUAUUGGCGACUUUCGAAUCCUCUUCACCACUGCAGCAGCAACAACAAAAAAUUAAUAACCACAGUGUUUCUACUGCUGUUGCUACUGCUGCUACUUCUGCCACUACUAAUACUACUACAUUGGCUAACACUAAUAGUGCUAUCUCGGCUACUGUCACUUCCCCUGAAACGCUUCCAACUCCCACUUCUCCUAAACCUUCUGAACUCGCUGCCGUAUCUUCUUUCCCCCUAAUGCAAGAUGCUAAUAACCUUACCCUCAAGGCCCAGCCCCUGCCUAUUUCAUCUAGCUCGUCUCAGCGCCAAACUAUAGUUAUAGUUGGAAAAUCCUCGCCUUCUUCGCCUACUUCUAUUCACGAAGGCCACUCUACUACACCUCCUUCUUCUCGACAUUAUCUCUCUGAACAAUCUCCAAUGACUGAAACAUUUGAGGACUGUGCUGAUGAAACUAUUCAAGAAAUUCAUUCUUCAAAGGAUGUUGAACAAGUAUCGUCGGCUCCUCAAUCCCCUCUAAAGCAGCAGCCACCAUCACCACAACAACAACUGCCCCUGGAAGAAAACCCUCAUGCCCUGGCUCUUGAGUUCUUCAACGGUGCUCAUCCUUAUCUCACAGCCGAAAAUUAUGCCAGCUGGAUGGGUGACGAUGGAACUCUUCGCGAGGCCACACGCACUGCUUAUAUGGAUCUCUUCAACUGGACUGGCAAGUCCAUUCUUGGUGCCCUGCGCGAUCUUUGUGAUAAGAUUUAUAUGAAGGGCGAGUCUCAACAACUCAACCGCAUCGUGGAAUCUUUUUCUUCUGCUUGGAUCAAGUUUAAUCCUAACCAUGGCUUUGCAGACUUUAACGUAGUCUACACUAUUGCCUACUCGCUGUUGCUACUUAAUACAGACCUUUAUGCUCUUGACCACUCUACCUCGAAGAAAAUUUCAAAGUCUAAAUUUGUCCUUAAUACCAUGGACACAAUCAAGACCCUGACAAUAGAAGAACCCACCCAAACCUCUGCUGCUCCAACAACUUUGAUAAGUCAAAGCCCCACAUCGCCUGCCCCUACACAAUCUUCUAUCACGAGCAAAUCCACGCUCUCAACUGAUGCUAGCAUUACCACGCUCCACAAUGGUGCUGCUUCUCCAGCCGCCCUUACUGCCCACCCCAUCACAACAACACCCACAAAUAUGUCCAUUGCAUCUAACUCUUCUACAUCUUCCAACCAUGUUCCUCUGCUCCCGCCGCCACCACCUCUCCAGCAACCUCGUAAGGCCGCAUCUUUUUCGCACUCGUCGACUACUCUUGUGAGUCCCUCGUCGACGUCUUCCUCCUCCUCUUCUAAGGAAGACACAACAGCACUUGUCAACGAGUGCCCGUUCCGAUUGUUCUCCAAGGAGUGGUGCCAGCAGCUUGAAACUGUUCUCAAGGUGUUUUAUUCCUCGGUAGCUAAAGAUCCCUUGGAGCUGUAUCGUGCUGAAGAAAUUGAGCGUCAGAAACGUACAAGCCAUUUGGUCAGCAUGUCCUCGCGUGCAUCAUUUUCUAUUGGAACGGCAGGAACGUCACUUUCGCAUCCCUAUGCACCAGGGCUUGCGCCAUCAAUUUCUGUCUCUCCAUCGGUUUUGCGCCAACAGCCAUCGUGCAAUGGCAGUCUCAUAGCAAGUACCAAUUCUGGUGGGUCGAGUUUAAAUAUCGGAGCAUCAAACAGCAAUAAUAGCAGUCCUGCAUCUAACUCGUCUUCAUCCACAGCUAGCUCUCUGUUUGGUCGCUUUUCUAGUCGAUUGCGACCAGGCCGUAGCCAUGGUGCGUUUUCUACUUCGUCGCUGGAAAAUAACUCAAACCAAAGCCGUAUUGAAUUUAAUACUGGUUUAUCCGGCAGUAGCAGCGGUAACAGCUACCGCAGCGAGUCGCUGACCCAUCGAGACUCGCUUGGAUCGUUGCUGUCGCUGGAGUCAUCUAUGACUGGAACCUAUGGGCUGCAUCGCAAUGCAGUCGGGUUUACUGGCUUGCUCAUGUCGUCGAUUCAGCAUGAUGAAGACAACCAGAUGCUUCAGCAGGUUGAUUCCUCAUCUUCCAGUUCCUUUGGCGAUUUACUGAAACUAGAAGAAGAUCUUGCCAAAGAAGUGGAACUCGAGUUGCAAGGUCCUCCAUGGACCAAGGAAGGUCUUCUCAAAUACAGACCUUAUAUUGAUCCCAUCAGUGGCAAGAAGAGCAAGAAAAGCGACUGGUUACAAGUAUUUGUUGUUGUCCAGCGUGGUCAAAUCAAGAUUUUCAAUUUUCAAAAGGCUUCAUCAUCAUCUUCUUCUUCUGGCGAGAAUGUGGGAGCAGGCAACUGGAUGGAAAAGGCAAACAUUGUUGAUGGAUUCCAUCUGUGUCAUACAAUGGCCCAGGAACUUCCAACAACUACAAAGCGGUCGCGCGGGUACGCUGCCCUGUGGUCCCUUACACUACCACAAAAGGGCGUGCUGGUGUUCCAGGCUGGUACCAAGGACAUUGCACGCGAAUACGUCUAUACAUGCAACUACUGGGCUGCGCGUCUUUCCAAGGAGCCCUUUGAAGAGCCAGUCUCGUCCAUGGACUAUGGCUGGUCCUCGGCCCUUCUCCAAGAACUCGAUACCACUCAUGCUUCCUCCUCAAUUAUUGCACCAAUUCAUUCUACCUCUUCAUCUUCGUCUUCUCGCUUCAAGGCUGCCUCCUCGCUAUCAUUGCACAAUCAUCACGUUUACCCCGGCGACAAACUCACUGGGAUUCGCGAAUGGCGUCCUACAUCACAAAGCCUUGUUGUGGCCGAUGUUAACGAGCCUCUCCAACUUGAAAAUUUGCGCUUGUACGUGACCCGUGUUGAAGGUGAGUUGGCUUCUCACAACUCUCUCCGCAGCAAGAUUGUUGUCGCGUACUCUCCCCGUGGUUCAAACACUGCUCGCGUCAUGGCCAAUUGGGAUCGCAAAGCCCAGUACCUUUUACAGCAACUGGUUCGCCACAAGGUCUACGUUGACUGCCUGGAGCGUGCUUCUGCUGACAAACGGGCUGCUGAGAAAGCUCAUUUGGAGCGUCGUCAGGCUCGCGGAGAUUCUUCCUAA